This is a messenger RNA of Equus quagga, 2313 nucleotides long. RefSeq names its product ADP ribosylation factor like GTPase 5C (gene ARL5C). The coding region runs from base 767 to 1381 and encodes 204 amino acids. Gene Ontology annotation, cellular component: cytoplasm; trans-Golgi network. The record is from RefSeq and is a predicted model, not a curated record. Gene Ontology annotation, biological process: vesicle-mediated transport; protein localization to Golgi membrane; intracellular protein transport. The transcript has 6 exons. NCBI's taxonomy places the organism in Eukaryota, Metazoa, Chordata, Mammalia, Perissodactyla, Equidae. Gene Ontology annotation, molecular function: GTPase activity; GTP binding.
UAGUAUCUGGGACCCCUCUGUAGGGUCUCUGACUGAGAGUCUCUCCUCUUGCUCCAUCCCCGUCUUCAGAUGUCCACCCUCCGGGGUCAAGGAGCUGUGCACAAGCAGUCGGUUUGUCAGUGAAUCGUAGAAGCAGCCCUGAUUUGUUCCUAGAAGAUGCCUAUCACCAAGGGACCCGCACAAGGAGGGGAGACCCUGCCCUUCCCCAAGAGAGCUCCCUUUGAGUGGGCCUUCAGGACCCACUAGUGAAAUAACUAAUGAUCUCUUGAGGGUUGGCAUAUUAUCCCAGCUCAGAGAGGAUCGGUGAGCCCUGUCUGCCCCACACAGCUGGUAGAUGCGGAAGGCGGGUGGCCUAGGGUUUUUCUUCAGUCUAGUGCCCCAGACACGGCUGGGGGCUUGGAGAAGGGAGAGCUGGGAUCCCGUUGUGGGCUCUGUGCUGAGUCUCUUUGAUUUGCAGUAGGGAAGCAGUCGACCAGAGAAUUCUGGGGUUUACUCAGGGGGAGGGGGAGGAUGUGGAGUCUGGACUCCAGUUUCCUUGAUCUCCAGGGCUCUGGACAGGUAGCUGGUUAUCACGGUGACAUCCAUAGUGCCCGGGAGGGGCCAGCGUCCCAGGGGAUUCCCAGGCCCAGCAGGUGAUUCGUGGGGCUUCCGUGACCUCAUUGACAAUUGCCCGGCCCUCCCCGGAGGGCGGGGCUCCAAGCACCCCGGUUGGACCCGGACCCCAGAAGACCGCCAAGUCCUGCCUUUGCCUGGCCCGGGAUGAGCCAUGGGACAACUGAUCGCCAAGUUGAUGGGCAUCUUUGGGAAACAGGAGCACAAGGUUAUCAUCGUGGGACUGGACAACGCAGGAAAGACCACCAUUCUCUACCAGUUCCUGAUGAAUGAGGUGGUCCAUACGUGUCCCACCAUCGGCAGCAACGUGGAGGAGAUUGUUCUGAAAAAUACCCACUUCCUCAUGUGGGACAUAGGGGGACAGGAGGCUCUGCGCUCCACCUGGAACACGUACUACUCCAACACUGAGUUCAUCAUCCUUGUGAUUGACAGCACGGACCGGGAUCGCCUGCUGACCACUCGGGAGGAGCUGUAUAAGAUGCUGGCCCAUGAGGCUCUGCGAGACGCUUCCGUCCUGAUCUUUGCCAACAAGCAAGACAUGAAGGACUCCAUGAGCACCGUGGAGAUCUCCCGAUUCCUCACCCUCAGUGCCAUCAAAGACCACCCAUGGCACAUACAGGGCUGCUGUGCCCUCACUGGGGAAGGGCCCUCUUCUAGGCACCGGAGAAACAGCAUUGAACAAAACAGACAAAAAUCCCUGCCCUCGUGGAGCUUAUUUUCCAGUGAGGGGAAACAGACAAUAAACAAGAAAAAUAAGGAAAAUAUAUAGUAAGUUAAAAAGGGAUGAGUGCUAAGUGGAAAAGUCAAGUAAGAAAGGGAGACUGGAUGGAGGUGGGGGCAUGUUGUAAUUUUACAUAAGGUGUCCAGGGAGGGGCCACCGAGAAGGUAGCUGCUGAGUAAACAGCUGGAGGAUGUGAAGGAGCUGGGUCACCGCCACGCAGAGGGCCUUGCCUCGGGCCCGGAGAAUUCCCUUCUCUCUUCCUUCUCAAGUGGAAUCACAGCAGGCUGAGGAGCUGGAUGCCUGGUUGAAGAGGCGGGGAGCCUUUAGGCAGAUAAGCCCAAGGAACUAUGCAUUUCUGGCAGUGUCCUUGCCACCCCCUGGGUCAGGAACCCCCCUCGCCCUCCCAACAGUCGGCUCAAUUCAACCAGCAUUUCCUAAGUACCUCCCAUGUGUCAUGCACGGUGUUGGGUGGUACAGACAUGACCAAGAUCCCACCCUUGCUCUGGAGUUGCUCACAGUCCAAUGGGAGAACUUGCUUCCGGAGCCUCUUCCUAGGCCUUUGAAGUCACCCUGACACUACCCCCAGUGAUGGGAAGAGGCAGUGGAAGCUUGCCCAGAGACCUUGCAAAGGUGGGUCUCCAGGACCCUUCCUCAGGGAAGCCCUCCCUGACUCCCAAACAUCCAGAGGCCUGUGCACGACUCCUUCCUAACUGUUAUCACAGUAUGGUUAGAGAAUUAUUUGUUUCAUCAUUUGUUUUACAUCUAUCUCCUCUGCCAGACAGUAAGCCCCAGAGAGUGUGUCUGUUUUUUCACCAGUAACUCCAGGCACAGUAUCUGAUGCAUAGUAGUUCCUCAGUCGGUUUAUGUUUGUUGGUUGACUGAAUGACCGGAUGUAACUUCGGUCAUCCCCUCAGUUGGCUCCGGGCACGGGCUGAGCGCCUGAAGGCCAUCAUCCUCACGGGACAUGCUAAUCCUUGCCC